Messenger RNA from Linum trigynum, 1041 nucleotides. Lineage: Eukaryota; Viridiplantae; Streptophyta; Magnoliopsida; Malpighiales; Linaceae. The record is from the annotation of a GenBank genome assembly.
GCUCCACCCAAUCGCAUCUGGCGAUGGGACGGUCCGGGGUCCUCAAGCUGACCAUCCCUACCAAUUCGGGUGCGACCAAGAGCGGAAGCAAGCGCCCCUCAGAUGUCGUGGUAGUGCCAGAGAAGGAGGUCGCGAGGGAUCAGCGGAAAUUGAAAGGCAUCCAGGUUGAUCCGCCCGUCAGCCAGAAAAGGCAGAAGACAACUGAGCUGUCUUCCAGUGCGCAAUAUUCCCCGCAUUCAACCUCAUCAGCUGAGCCGGCGCGCCGUGCGCUUCUUACCAUCGCCGAAGGACUCGCGGUUCCGAGCGAGUAUGUGCGAAACCCGAGCGGCAUUGCCACCACCUCCGAAACUCGUCAUCUCCCCGGGGUGACCGCCCGGUGCUUCUUCGCGGCUCAAUUUGGGAUCAGCCAGCUCAUAUUGACAACCGAGCGUCUCUUGGAUGACCUGGGUGACCGCGAGACCCGCAUCUUGUCGCUCGAAGAGCAGCUGAAAGAGGGGCGCGAGGGCUUCCUCCGAGAACUGCGGGAUGAGAUCUUGAAGGAGCAGGAGGCAGCUUCCCAGGUGAAGGACGCGGAGCUGCAGACCGCGCGAGAGGAGCUGGCCAAGGCAGCAUCGGAGCUGGAGCAGGCGAAGAAAGCGGCACAGGAUGCGGCCGCGCGGGAGAGCCAGCUGCAAGAUAGGGUCAAGGAGCUGGAGUCGAGCAUGACUCAACUUGAGGUGCAGCGGGAGGUUGACAUUGCCGAGGUCAGAGCGGGCGCCGUGGCCAAUUUCUAUGAGUCUGAUAGUUCAAGGCGGCCGAUGAGGCUAAGUACCAGAAGCUGCUGCGUGACACUGUGGCCUCCAUCCGACACCUGUUCCGCAGAGAGCAUCCCUACGUGAUUUGGGAUCGGAACGCGGUGUGGGAUGCGGUUGAGCUUUGGGGUGACAGUGAUGUAAACUCCGAAGUAGUGCCCCAAUCGCAGGCCGCGGCGUCCGCUGGCGGAGAAGAAGUGAACCAGCCUGCCUCCCAUGAGGAUAGCGCCAUUAAAUCCCCAACCUAACU